Messenger RNA from Solanum pennellii, 991 nucleotides. RefSeq lists its product as uncharacterized. Lineage: Eukaryota; Viridiplantae; Streptophyta; Magnoliopsida; Solanales; Solanaceae. The coding region runs from base 147 to 695 and encodes 182 amino acids. The transcript has 4 exons. The record is from RefSeq and is a predicted model, not a curated record.
AUACUGCUUGAGGUCUCGAGUUCUCACGCUCAAGACCCGAAAUUUAUAUAUAUGUCACACGCACCUUAUAAACUCUGCUAAAAAGGGAAUCGCAAAAUUAGGGGGAAAUAGGUAUCUAGGGUUAGGGCUAACUCCGAUCGAUUGUAAUGGCUGAAAAUGAUGCUCAUCAAGGGAAGCGCAAAUUCGAAGAGGAGAGUAGUGCGAAUAGCGAUAUGAAAGAAGAAGAGUAUGAUUCUGAUCAUGAUAUGUAUGUCGGGAAUAGCGUAAUGGACCGAGAAACUCGGGAGAAGUAUUGGAAGCAGGUGGAGGAGAGCGACGGUUUUGAUAUCACUUUGGAUUUGGAAUUGGAUUGUUCUCUUGGGGCUCCAAUAGUUCCACAACGCCAUUGCCUCAACAAGACAGAGUUCAAUGAGAUUUCAUGCUUAGCUAUUGAUGCUUUCAAUUCACACAAUAAUACAAAAUUCCAAUUUGUUGAAAAUUUGUCUGUCACCACCACAAUUGCUGCUGGAUAUUGGUGUCGUAAUACCUUUCGAGCAAAGGAUUCUGAUUCUGACGCUUCAUUCAUCUUUCAAGCAAUGGGGUUCUGGGGAAUUUCUGGAGAUAGAAUUAUUGCAUUUUGCAGGCUCAAGAAAACACCCACUCAAGGUGAUGAAUAUCCUCCUUAUUCCAAUCCUGAUUAUGAAGUUCCACAUUGAGCUUGUCAUCUCUUUGAGCUCGUGUGGUCAUUUACUUUUCAGUAUUAUUAAGACAUGAAAAAAUACUUUGUGAUGUGUUUUCUACUUUUCUAGUUAUUUUAUUAAGUAGGUUUACUUGUGUUAUUUACUAAGACAAGGACACAGGUGACUUAUUAUGUUUGGUGAGGAAGCUUUUAUCAGAAUAACUUGUGGUAUUGAGGAAUUCUUUGUUGUAUGGUGUUUUGUUUCACUUUGAUCUAUGGUAUUUGCUACAUGAGCUCUGCGAUUGGGAGUCAUCAUGAGCCAGUCAGUACCUA